AUUGCGCAGACAUAUCGCGGGGUAUGAAUGUUUCCUGUCGGCUUUAGUCGCUGCUUUUCAAAAGUUUUUAGUUCACUUCUACUAUUUUCAACGAUCCGUCCUCGCGAUAAUGAUUGGUGAACGAGACAUAAGGCGUUAAACUUUGGCUGCAUUCAGGGGUGCAGGAACAACGGGGGCUAAUUUACGGACGGAAUUGGGUGACGGGAUCGAGGAACCGGGACUUGUACGCGGAAGAUCGAUGUUAGGGGAUGUAACGUGAACCAGGAACGGGAAGAUCGUUUCGGAGCAAAAGAUGUCAAGCUUCGAAGUUAACGGUGGAGUCGUCGACGUCUACGAGCCGUCCUCAGAGGAUCUGAGAAAGCAGAGGGAAAACAAUGAAACGGGGAACAAUAGAAGAAAUUCCAACGAUUCAGGACAUCGAAUUUCCAGGGAAAUAAACUCUCCCAACAAAUGUCCUUGCACCCCGACGCCAAAGCCACGUCGGAAUAUAUUUGUCAGAGGAUUCUCCAAUCUGCGUAAAAAAAUGCGGAGAUCAAAUUCUUCCCGAUGCGAAUAUUCUGUAUGUAAUAAUCCGCGCGAAUGCAGAAAGUGUCCUGUUAAAAAAUGUUGCGCUGAAAAUACUUCGAAGGAACGAAAUCGCAGUACGCCUGAGAGGAGGAAAGUGAAGUUUUCAAAGUAAAGGAUAACAAUGGAUCAGCAUUUCUAGUAAGUAUUUCGUUUGUAUUUGUUUACAAAAACAAUUAUAAUUGUUCGCGGGGAUAUCCUCGAUUUGCGAAUUAACGGCACGUGUAC
Messenger RNA from Hylaeus volcanicus, 792 nucleotides. RefSeq lists its product as uncharacterized. NCBI's taxonomy places the organism in Eukaryota, Metazoa, Arthropoda, Insecta, Hymenoptera, Colletidae. Bases 293 to 679 code for a protein of 128 amino acids. The transcript has 7 exons. The record is from RefSeq and is a predicted model, not a curated record.